AGUCUCUUGAUGUUGUAGUACGCUGUGACGUCUGCAGCGAAGCGAGCGCAAUCACAGCUUAUAAACGCUGGGUUUUACUUUGGAUUCUCUCAUCAGUUAGUAUCCAUCUUUGCUUGUUUGGCGUCUCUCUCCUCCCUAACACCUCCCUUUCCAUUUGAACUACAAAGGUGUAACGCCUUUCGCCGGAGAACUUACUGACUGCUUCAAGAAAGCACUUGCUGUUGUUGUUGCGGCUUCUGCGUUGUUCUGGAAUAUCACACUUUAAAAAAAUCAGAAGAGGCGCUUUCUUUUUGUUCCAGAAUUCCCAAAAGAAAAAACCGGCAGCGCCGAUUUGUCGACUUGAAGUUGAUAGAAGAUAAUCACCCGUGUGUAUGUGUAUUCGCGAGAAACCAGCAUUGCGGAACAAUGGUAGGUGGCAAAAGAAAAGGCACCAACGCCCUGGAGAACUGUUUGGUGCUGAACGGCCGCUUUCGCGUCGGCCAGCGCAUCGGCGGCGGCUCCUUCGGUGAAAUCUUCCUCGGCUACGACAUCCAAACCGGCGACACCGUCGCCGUCAAGGUGGAGCGGGCGAAGACGAACCACCCGCAGCUGCUGGCUGAGUCGCGGUACUACAGCUGCAUUAGUCAGGGGCACGCGGCGGCGUACAUGCCGAUCAUCUACGGCUUCUCCGCGGAAGGGGACUACAAUGUCAUGGUGAUGGAGCUGAUGGGUCACUCCCUCGAAGACCUACACGGCCAGUGCGGCAACCGUUUCUCGCUCAAGACGACGCUGAUGCUGGCGGAUCAAAUGUUAAAGUUGAUUGAACUCGUGCACUGCUGCAGCAUCCUGCACCGUGAUAUUAAGCCAGACAACUUUAUCAUGGGUCUCGGCAAGAAGACACACCACGUCCACAUCAUCGACUUCGGUCUGGCCAAGAAGUACCGUGACCCGCGCACGCACGUGCACAUCCCCUACAAGGAGGGGAAGUCACUCACCGGCACGGCGCGUUACUGUAGUGUGAACACCCACCUCGGCAUCGAGCAGAGCCGCCGUGACGAUUUGGAGGGCAUCGCGUACUUGCUUAUUUACUUUUUUAAAGGCGCGCUGCCAUGGCAGGGGUUGAAGGCGGCAAACAAGGACCAAAAGUACGGUCUCAUCGCGCAAGUGAAAAUGUGCACCCCCAUCGAGACUCUGUGCAGUGGCAUUCCGGUGGAAUUCGCCUCUUUUGUGAACUACGCGCGUGCGCUGCGCUUUGAGGAUCGACCAGAUUACGGGUACCUGCGAGCUAUGUUUCGCCGCGUCUUCGAGCGGGAAGGCUACCAAGAGGACUACGUCUACGACUGGACGGUGCGGGCGAUGCAGGAGACCAUCGCAACGCGUCAGCGUAAGCGAGGAGACCACAAGCACAGUAAGAAAUAA
Molecule: messenger RNA, 1398 nt
Organism: Leptomonas pyrrhocoris
Lineage: Eukaryota; Euglenozoa; Kinetoplastea; Trypanosomatida; Trypanosomatidae
Product: putative mitochondrial casein kinase I
Exons: 1
Coding region: 406-1398 (330 amino acids)
Biological process (GO): endocytosis; peptidyl-serine phosphorylation; signal transduction
Cellular component (GO): nucleus; cytoplasm
Molecular function (GO): ATP binding; protein serine/threonine kinase activity
Source: RefSeq, a predicted model, not a curated record